UCGUCACCAAUAGUCAGCCGCCGCUGAAAGCUUUACAUAAAAGUUUAAAAACUAAAACAACUUUCGAUAUUUGUCUAAAAGCCUCUCCCAGUCUCUUUUCCUUUGUAUUUUUGACUAUGGACGACGGUUUGCGGCAGUUGCCGCUAUAUACUCUCCGCCGCCACAACUCUAUCUCAACCCCCGUCCAAGUCCCGGCGAAGCUAACUCUAUGGACUCCAAAGCCUCUCCAAAUUGCCACCAGCCUUCCAUACGGCUGCGCCGCCCCAUCGCCUCUUGACCUCGAACUCAUCUCCCUCAAAGCCUCCUCUGCUUCCUACACUUCACUCAAAGACAUCCUCCCUUCCCCUGUCGUCGCUAUCAACUCCCCCACCGCCGCAGGAUCCGCCGCAAAUUCCGGGUACGAAAUCUUGAUCCGCAACCGUUUAGUAAAACAGGCCGCUUGGGCUUACCUUCAGCCCAUGUCAGCCACCCCUGACUCCUCCGGUAAUCACCUUUUCCGUCAGCUUUGGCUCCGGUUUUCAUCUCAGAAUCCCAUCUCUUCCUGCCUCCGGUUCUUCAACCACAAACUCGUCCCUUGUCUGACCCGACUCGUUGAUCGGAUCUUCGGAUCCAUUGGAAUCAUCUUCAACAGAUAACAGAUAAAGGUUGCGUUUUCAUACGCAGAAACAAGGAACACAAUAUUCAAUCAACCAUAUAAACCGUACGAAUUACGAAAAUAUAUGU
Messenger RNA from Hibiscus syriacus, 723 nucleotides. RefSeq lists its product as uncharacterized. NCBI's taxonomy places the organism in Eukaryota, Viridiplantae, Streptophyta, Magnoliopsida, Malvales, Malvaceae. The record is from RefSeq and is a predicted model, not a curated record. The transcript has a single exon. Bases 117 to 635 code for a protein of 172 amino acids.